GUUUUCUAGUAAAUUCAGCCCGUGUUUUCCGGCUGGGCCCUGUGUUGUCACCAUAAGUUUAAACUUUGAACUGAUCAACCCAGCAAUCAGAAAAAAAUUUUAACUUCCUCACUGAUGAUGUCUUGAUGCUUGUUUUUGUUUCCACAUUAAACAAUUCCUUGCUUACUUUUUUGACCCCCACAAAUAGAAAAGGAUAUGAGGAGGAACUUUUUAGGUGUAGAAAAAAAAAUUUUUUCUUACAUGAUUGUUUUGACAGCUUGUGGUCCAACCCACAUGACUGGGAGAUCUGUCCAGGAUGGUCUCCCCAGCACAAGCACAAGCGCAAGAGGAUCAGAAGAUGAUAUGCCUCUAAAUGGCAGCAAUUCUUCAUUCAGUAAAAGUGAACCAGAUGAAUGUAACAUAGUGGAGGAUGAAAGGCCAGGCGUUGAGGCUAACAAGAAGAUCAACAAAGAGGGCAGUGGAAUGAAUCAGAUGGAUAAUGCCGUAGCAGACCUAAAAAGUGCCAACGAUAAUGAUUCAAAUGCAGAUCAGGCUAAAGUGACUGCCACUGGGCGAUCUUUUAAAGUCGCAGACAUUCCAAUUAAAGUGAAGAGUAAAAUCUGUCUUAAACUUAAUGUAGAAGAUAAUUAUUAUUUUAAUGAUUAUCGCUUACUUGGAGAGAAAAUGGGAUUUGAUCAAGAUGUAAUAAAAAAUUUAAAACGGUCAGCAAAUCCUACCCAUGAUCUUCUUGACAUGUGGUCUGUUAAGCGUGAGGCAACUGUGGAGAAGCUCAUAGAGUUUCUUAGAGAGGAUGAUAUGGAUAGAGAUGAUGUUGCAACCAUUCUUGAAGACUGGUUGAAAAAAGAGAUUUCAAAUACUUGAGGUAUUGACAAAUUUUAUUAUUUUUGCUUAGGGGUUUUUGUUUUUCUCUAAGAAAAAGCUAUGUUCAUUUAAUAGUGUUUUACAUUACGUUAAAAUAGAUAUUAAAAUCCUUUUUGUUUUUAUUUGUCAA
Messenger RNA from Pocillopora verrucosa, 991 nucleotides. The record is from RefSeq and is a predicted model, not a curated record. Lineage: Eukaryota; Metazoa; Cnidaria; Anthozoa; Scleractinia; Pocilloporidae.